Messenger RNA from Mytilinidion resinicola, 954 nucleotides. RefSeq names its product mitochondrial dicarboxylate carrier protein. Lineage: Eukaryota; Fungi; Ascomycota; Dothideomycetes; Mytilinidiales; Mytilinidiaceae. Gene Ontology annotation, biological process: transmembrane transport. Bases 1 to 954 code for a protein of 317 amino acids. The record is from RefSeq and is a predicted model, not a curated record. The transcript is spliced from 2 exons. Gene Ontology annotation, molecular function: oxoglutarate:malate antiporter activity.
AUGGCGAACGCUGCCAAGUUAUCUGAGGACACAGCAAACCCACCCAGCCCUGGAUCCCUUCGACAACUACUGACCAGUACGGCUCUUCCAUUCGUCAUUGGCGGUUUCUCUGGUAUGGUUGCGACCACUUUUACUCAACCGAUAGAUAUGGUCAAAGUGCGAAUGCAGCUUGCCGGCGAAGGAGUGAGAGACGCUCCCCGCCCAAAUCCUUUCUCAGUGGCGAGGACUAUCGUUGCCCAAGGAAAGAUUCUAGAUCUCUAUUCAGGUCUAUCAGCUGGUCUACUGCGGCAAUCCAUAUACGCAACUUCGCGUCUUGGAUUCUUUGAUACUUUCAUAAACAUUCUCAAAGAACGGACAAAAAAAAAGGGAACCGAGAUAGGGUUUGGGGAACGCGCUCUUGCUGGUAUUGCUGCUGGGGGUCUGGGGGCUAUGAUUGGGAAUCCCGCUGAUCUCGUUCUUAUUCGUAUGCAAUCUGAUGGAUCGAAACCCAAGGAACAGCGUGCAAAUUAUCGUUCUGUGUUUGAUGCUUUAGCCCGCAUCAGCAAGAAUGAAGGAAUCUCUGCCCUGUGGAAGGGUGCCUAUCCCACAGUUGUCCGUGCUAUGUCCACAAACUUUGGGCAGCUCGCUUUCUUCUCUGAAUCAAAGAACCAAAUUCAACAACAUACAACUCUAUCCCCUCGGACGCAGACCUUCGCGGCCUCUGCUAUUGCUGGCUUCUUCGCUGCCUUCUGCAGUUUGCCAUUCGAUUUUGUAAAGACAAGAUUACAAAAACAAAGAAGAGCGCCAGAUGGGUCGGCUCCUUAUAAAGGCAUGAUGGACUGUUUCGUCAAGGCCGCUAAGAAUGAGGGCUUGCUUCGAUUUUACAGAGGCUUUGGGACGUACCUUUUCAGAAUUGUACCGCAUUCUGUAGUCACACUUAUUGUUGCCGAUUAUAUUUGGUCGUUCGUGGGAUGA